AUGCAAUCAUUAGUCCUUCCUCCUUCUUCCUUCAUCGCUACAGAGUUUGGACACCCCAGGUUUGAUCCGGGCCCGGAGCGGCUGCCGUUGAAUUUGGCUCGGUCGACAAAUGCUCGUCGAUAUCCCCCACGGGAUCUGCCUCUCCCUCGCUCUAUGUCCGGUUCGGUUCCAGCAGACGACCCGCUGGACACUUCUGGACCCGUCAGGCGCCCUGGACAUCCAGAGCUGCCCCAAGCCGCGACAACCGUGACCGCUGCAACCUCUGUAUCCGCGGGGUUGUCGGGACCGGCCCUGCCUCCAGGACCUGCUGGCGCCGUCACCACUCACGAGUCUGUGACCCAACGUGUGGCCCCGGCCUCAGCCGACGAAGUGCUGCGACAAUCCUUUUCGGUGGGCGACGCCUUCGCCUCAUCGCGACUUCCACCAUCGCUGGUAGGCCAGGGCAUCCCACAAGCCACGCCAACAGCUUAUGCGCAACCCUCCUUUGGAACGUCUCCUCCCGGUACAACGGCUCGGGCCUUGCCGCAAAAGCCCACUCGACGCACCAAAGCCCAUGUUGCAUCAGCAUGCGUAAAUUGUAAGAAGAAGCACCUGGGGUGCGAUCCGGCACGGCCAUGUCGAAGAUGCGUUCUGUCAGGGAAAGAACAGGCCACCUGUGUUGAUGUUACGCACAAGAAGCGAGGAAGACCGCCAUUGAAGGCGGAAGAAGCAUCGCUCAGAACCUAUGCAGCUCAUAUGGACAAUCGAGCGACACAGGGAGACCAGCACGGCCCCCAAUCAAGACGUACCCUCCACAGAGCUACAUCUUCGCGUGAGAUUCGCCCCAUGACAGAUCUUCAGAUACCCGGGGCGCAGACGGGCGCCAUGGCCAUGAGAGCGUCGGCUGGACAUCCACAGAGAUGGGCCGCUCCCGUAUACUCUCAGGCCAUAGACCCGUCAAUAAUGCAGAGGAGUGUUGGGCACAGACGGUUUUCUUCCUCUGGCUCUGCACAGUCCAUAACGGCGGCUUCUCCACCCGGGUAUGUCCCGAUGCCUGUUGGGUACAACCCUACAUUGGGAGCGGGACGGAUGCCCAUGGGCAUGGGAAGACCGCUAUCAUCUUACACACAUCAAGGCAUGAAUCCUACAACCACGCCGCCCCAGUAUCAACAGUCCUUUGUUCCAAUUUCGCCCUAUCCAGAAAGCGCCCGGAUGUCGAAUCGGAUGCCAAUGGGAGAAUCUCCCAUGUCGAGAGAUCCACGGGAAGGCUAUUUGGAAUCGCCAGUAAGGCUUCCUCCCAUUUACCCUCCCACGAUGGGAACACCGGCCUCGGCGUCGCAAGGGCAUCGCCUGAGCGAUCCGUACCCAGGAGCUUGGUCGCCGCGGACACGAGAAGAGUUUCUCCAGCAGGAGCACCGGCAACAAAUGCCUUCGCAUAGUUUCAUUGACCCACUGUCGCCUAGCAGUCAAAUGCGACACGCCGCAUCUGACAUGGGGUAUGGGGAGCCCGUCCCUCGGCAGUUAGGACCUGCGUCAACUUCAGAGAGACACGCAAUGCACAUGUCGCUUGUACCCCCCUCCGAUGACCCAUCAACGAACGAGGCGGACACCGAGGGCAACAGACCAGCCAAGCGGCGCAAAAUGGCCUUGGAUGACAUGGUGAACGACUAAGUUGUUGUUCUUCGCAUUAUACCUCCUACCCACCAAGGUCCCGAUCGAGACAUGCACACCCCAUUUUUUUCUAAUCGCUUGAGGAGCUACGCCGUCCUUGAAGCAUUGAGGCUUGUAGCAGGAACUACGAAGAUAACGAUCUUAAUGUGCACUUUCCUUUGUGUCAUGUGUGCUCAAUCUCGAUCGCUGACCUAUUGACUCCCUCCCCCCACAUCUACUCACAUCAAUUUCCUUUGUCUCAUACACCGUGCAUACAAUCUCCAUUUU
Molecule: messenger RNA, 1917 nt
Organism: Aspergillus eucalypticola CBS 122712
Lineage: Eukaryota; Fungi; Ascomycota; Eurotiomycetes; Eurotiales; Aspergillaceae
Gene: sclB
Product: putative C6 transcription factor
Exons: 2
Coding region: 1-1650 (549 amino acids)
Biological process (GO): regulation of DNA-templated transcription
Molecular function (GO): zinc ion binding; DNA-binding transcription factor activity, RNA polymerase II-specific
Source: RefSeq, a predicted model, not a curated record